Molecule: messenger RNA, 3926 nt
Organism: Misgurnus anguillicaudatus (oriental weatherfish)
Lineage: Eukaryota; Metazoa; Chordata; Actinopteri; Cypriniformes; Cobitidae
Source: RefSeq, a predicted model, not a curated record
AUGAAUGAAUGUGCUAAGAUUCCUGCGGUCUGUGGUCCAAACUCAAUCUGCAGCAACACUGAUGGAAGUUACAAUUGCUUGUGUAAGAGUGGAUAUCAAGUAACAGACCCGAACCUCCCUAUAAACAGCAGUAACCCAUGCAUAGAUGUGAAUGAAUGUGCUAAGAUUCCUGCGGUCUGUGGUCCAAACUCAAUCUGCAACAACACUGCUGGGAGUUACAAUUGCUUGUGUAAGAGUGGAUAUCAAGUAACAGACCCGAACCUCCCUAUAAACAUCAGUAACCCAUGCAUAGAUGUGAAUGAAUGUGUUGAGAUUCCUGAGAUCUGUGGUCCAAAAGCAAUCUGCAAAAACACUGUUGGGAGUUACAAUUGCUCGUGUGUAAGUGGAUAUAAAGUAACAGACCCGAACCUCUCAAUAAACAGCAGUAACCAAUGCACAGAUGUGGAUGAAUGUAUUGAGAUUCCUGAGAUCUGUGGUCCAAAAGCAAUCUGCAAAAACACUGUUGGGAGUUACAAUUGCUCGUGUGUGAGUGGAUAUAAAGCAAUAGACCCGAAACUCCCAAUAAACAGCAGUAACCAAUGCACAGAUAUGGAUGAAUGUGUUGUGAUUCCUGAGGUCUGUGGUCCAAAAGCAAUCUGCAACAACACUGUUGGGAGUUACAAUUGCUCGUGUGUAAGUGGAUAUAAAGCAACAGACCCGAAACUCCCAAUAAACAGCAGUAACCAAUGCACAGAUAUGGAUGAAUGUGUUGUGACUUCUGAGAUCUGUGGUCCAAAAGCAAUCUGCAAAAACACUGAUGGGAGUUACAAUUGCUCGUGUGUGAGUGGAUAUAAAGCAACAGACCCGAAACUCCCAAUAAACAGCAGUAACCAAUGCACAGUAGAACCAUCAAAACCUACACUAAAGCCUCCAGCAAGAACAACACAAGCACCAAAACUAACAGUUAUUAAAAUGUCUAUGAGGAUAAAUAUAAUUUUUGAAACCAGUCUCACCAACAAAACUGAUCUGAAGUACAUUUCCUAUGUAGAUAAAAUUACAUCCGCGAUUGAAAAUAGUUACAAGAAUCUGCCUAACUACAUUAAAGGUUCAGUAACAGUCAUUGGCUUCAGGUCUGGUAGCAUUAUAGCAGACUACACGAUUACUGCAAACAGCACCAAUCUGGAUCUUACAGCUGCAAACAAAGAGGUUAAUAACACUCUAGCAGCUCAAGGAAUCCCUUUAACUCAGGAUGCUUUUGCUGAAAGUGUGGAAAAAAAUCUGACAACCAAGGAUAAAUUUUAUCCUCAGCAAGAUGUGGAACUGAGGUGUACCCGUCCUGAUUCUGUUGCGGGAACAAUGAAAUGGAGUGUGAAUGACAAAGAUCCUGCAGAAAACAGUGCAAAAUACACCAUUACAAAUGAUGACAUCAGUAGCACUCUUAUUGUAAAAGCUGCAAGUGAAAGUGACACUGGUAGAUACUCGUGUAUCAUACAAAGGUCCCCAUUACCUUACAUUCAGUGGCAAACAGUAUCUAUUGAACCACUUCCUAAUAUUAUAGUGAAUACAAUUAAUAUAAAGUUUCUGUGUGAAGACCGGACUGUCCCGCUGAAAUGCUGUGCAGAUGGUUACACGGUUGAGUGGUCUGGGAUUCCUGCUAAUGCCGUGACAAAUCCAGAGAACAGCUCUGAAUCCUCACCUAUAAUGCCUGACAAGAGUGUAGAGACCAUUCCUUCAUGCAGAAUCUCUCCAGAUCCUUCAGAUUCUAGCUCCAUGUUGGUGCUUCUUCUCUUAAAGUGUUCUCCAAACUCCAAACUUCAAAAAGGCAUUAUAGGUGAAGACUCAGAGCUGUUCUCUUGGGUUUUGUUAGUGGAGCAGAUUCCAGUCUUUAUGACAAACCUCAGUAACACUGCAGUACAGAAUAAUACUGUAAUAACACAAUCUGCUGACACUGUCCAAAGCAUUGUUGGCAUACUUCACACAGUUGCUGGUAUCUCACAAACUAUUAACAUUAGUGAACAUGUGAUGAAGGAUUUUCUUAAAACAGUGGACAUCAUUGUAUCAGAUGCAUCUAAAAACACAUGGACAGAAUUAAACAAUGGCAACAAAACAGAAAACAAAAGCACUGAACUUCUUCAAGCUAUUGAGACUAUAAGUGAUCGUCUCUCUGAUGACGAUUAUAUGAUUAAGGAAACCUCCAUUCAGUUACAUAGAAAAACAAUUACAAACUCAUUCACUGAAACAUCUUCACUGCCAAACUCAAAUACUCAGAUUGUGAUACCAAGUGUUCUUAAACCGACCCUCAUAACCAUUAUUAUCUUCACAAAACUUGACAAUGUUUUACCAACUCGAAAUACUUCUAAUAAUGACAACAAGACAUCAGAAAACAUCAUCAAUGGAGACGUGGUUGUUGUUAGGGUUAAUAAAGCAAUUAACAACAUUUCAUUUGCUUUCGAUACUACAAAUACAUCAUUGAAAAAUCCUCAGUGUGUCUUUUGGAACUUUUCUUUGGACCAUUGGGAUACCACCGGAUGUAAAGUCAAGCCAUCAGGGAAUAACACGGUUACAUGUGAAUGCGACCACACAACCUCUUUUUCAAUCCUGAUGUCACCGUUUGCAAUUGAUAACCCUGCCUUAGCCUAUAUAACAUACAUUGGUGUAGCUAUUUCAAUGGCCAGCUUGAUUCUGUGCCUCAUUAUUGAGGCGAUCGUAUGGAAGUCAGCAACAAGAAAUGACACGUCGUACAUGCGUCACGUCUCAAUAGUCAACAUUGCUGUGUCACUGCUGAUCGCAAACAUCUGUUUUAUCAUCGGAGCUGCAAUUGCAGACCAAGAGCAGCCGAUCUCAGUGGGUCGCUGCAGUCCAGUGGUUUUCUUCAUGCACUUUUUUUACCUGGCUGUUUUCUUCUGGAUGUUCAUUUCAGCACUUUUGCUUCUUUACCGCACCGUCAUGGUCUUUUCUCAAAUGUCAAAGACUAAUAUGAUGGUCAUUGCCUUCAUGGUUGGUUAUUGUGCACCUUUGCUCAUAGCGGUUAUUACUGUCGCAUCCACAGCUGGACCUAAAAACUAUGUCUCAAAAGAAAAUGCAUGUUGGCUGAACUGGUAUGAAUCUAAAGCCCUGCUGGCAUUUGUGAUUCCAGCUCUGACUCUCAUCGCCUUUAACCUCGUGGUUUUGAUUGUGGUUGUGUGUAAGAUGAUAAGGAGAGGAAUUGGUGCUCAAUUAGACGAUAGACACACUCUUGUGGUCAUUGCUCGAUGUGUGGCCAUUCUGACUCCUAUCUUUGGUCUAACAUGGGGAUUUGGCAUUGGAACCAUGGUGUCACGUCUCUUUGGCAUUCAUGUGGUGUUUGCAAUUCUAAAUUCACUGCAGGGAUUCUUUAUUUUGGUGUUUGGAGUGCUUCUGGACAGCAAGAUCCGCGAGAUAUUGGCAGGAAAGUUGUCACUGAGGAAUCUUACCAGCUCUGACCGUACCAGGAGCACUACUGCAGGACAAUCUUCAAGUGUACUGGAUUUUUUCAGAAGGAGAAGAAAUGUGUACAACGUAUCUGAAGCAAAUGCUUUCUCUGGAGUUUCAUCUUCAAACAACUCCAGUGAGGCAUAUUCUUCAUUGAGUCCAUAACUACUUCAUGAUCUAAUGCCAGAAGACCUUUACAAAACCUGUUUCCUUUCUGUGUAUGUUACCUGCUUUCUAUCUUUAAUGAUAAAUACAAAAAAAGGGGUGUGAUCUGCUAUUUGGUAUUUCAUUAAUCAAAACACAAACAAAGCUGUGCAACUACUGUAGACCCAUAUUAUUGAUACUGUAUCAUCUUUCUGUUAUAAGUGAAAGUCAAAUCAUGCCAAUAAUUAUGGUAUUAUUAUUAAAUACAAUUUAAAUUCACAUUUUUAACAAGAUAUAUCUCAGUCUUAUCUACACUGUCUUGUCUUCAAACAAUUGCCCAAAAUAAAAAUGUA